AUGUACAGAUUCAAUCCAACAUCCAUUUUCAGUAUAUUCAACUUUAACGUGGUUCAUCCACCUUCAAACAGCAAUAGGCCACUUUCACAAAAUCAACAACUUUCACAGAAUCAGCAACAACAAGGACCUACGCCGGUUGAUCCAUAUUACGGUUUUGAUGCACCGCAAUGGCACGACUUCUCUGUAAACGACUCAAAUGAUAACGCAGACUCUUGGUUUGACACGCACCAGGACACGCCAGUAAAGAAACCCACCAUUGAAGAUUUUCCACACGAAAAAUCUCCUGUAAUACCAAGGGAAAGGCAACACGAAAUUUUGGGUGAAAUACCAUGCAAAAGCCAACAUGAAGUUGUAGAAAAACUACCCGAAACAUCAUGUAAAAGACAACGCGAAAUUGAAGAAUUACCUCAAACAUCAUGCAAAAGACAGCACAAAAUUGUGGAAAAAUUACCAGAAACAUCAUGUAAAAGACAACGUAUUAUUGUAGAGGAAUCACCCAAAACGUCAUGUAAAAGACAACACAUAAUUGUAGAGAAAUCAUCCGAAACACCAUGUAAAAGAAAACGCGUAAGUUUAAAGGAAUCACUUGAAACACCAUGCAAAAGAAAACGCGAAAUUGUAGAGCAACCCGACAAAUCGGAAACAUCAAUUUACGAUGUAAUGCUCAAUCCACGUAGAGCACCUCUUCGAUUCACGCUUCAUCCACCAACAAAGGUCACUAUGCUGUUAGUUCCUGGCGCUGGAAUUAUGCCGAAACCUGCGGAAC
Messenger RNA from Ambispora leptoticha, 766 nucleotides. The record is from the annotation of a GenBank genome assembly. Lineage: Eukaryota; Fungi; Glomeromycota; Glomeromycetes; Archaeosporales; Ambisporaceae.